This is a messenger RNA of Geosmithia morbida, 1899 nucleotides long. Its product is annotated as putative flavoprotein CzcO. Gene Ontology annotation, molecular function: NADP binding; N,N-dimethylaniline monooxygenase activity; flavin adenine dinucleotide binding. The record is from RefSeq and is a predicted model, not a curated record. Bases 1 to 1899 code for a protein of 632 amino acids. The transcript has 3 exons. Lineage: Eukaryota; Fungi; Ascomycota; Sordariomycetes; Hypocreales; Bionectriaceae.
AUGCAUUCUCGUGCUCGCGUGCUUGAAUCGACUGCUAACACCACCAAGCCAGGCACCGGCUCGAACGUCGACCCCGCGGCGGGGGACGGGAUAAAUUUCAAUAUUACAGACCAGCCGGAAUUGCAGCCCAUCGGCGUGAGGGAGGAUGUCACCGCCGGCGCGGCCCCGAAACCUACGGCAAACGGGUUCACGCCAAGCCUAGCAAAGUACCCCAACCACGAAGGCCUGGGUGUUGAUGAGAAGGGAGCCAGCAUCCCCCUCCCGAGGUUGGAACUGGUGAACCGUUUCAUCGACGACGUCCGACCCCUGCGCGUGGUUGUCAUAGGCGGCGGACUCACAGGUGUUCUGGCCGGAGUACUUCUCCCGGUCAAGGUGCCCAAGAUAGAGCUUACAAUUUUCGAGAAGAACCAUGACUUUUCCACGUUCGAGCCCAACGUGAACUGGUCGGACCAAUUCUCGCCGGGCCAAGAAAUCAAGGAGUAUUGGCAAGGGGUCGCCAAGAAGUAUGAUGUAUACAAGUACGCGAAAUUCGGUCGCAGAGUCGACGGGUUGACAUGGUCAGCCGACAAGAGCACGUGGACGGUGUCGACGAGGGCGGCGGCGGACGGCGGCAGCCCCUCGCUGCACGAGGCGGACUUUGUCAUCACGGCGACGGGCCGCUUCAACGCCUUCCAGCUGCCCGACUACCCGGGCAUCAAGGAUUAUAAGGGCGUCCUGCGGCACACGUCCAACUGGGACCCGGAGUUCGACCCCACGGGCAAGAAGGUGGCCGUGAUCGGCAACGGCGCGAGCGGGAUCCAGGUCGUGCCCAACCUGCAGCCCAUCGUCGAGAGGCUGGACCACUACGCCCGCGGACGUACGUGGAUCGCCACGUCCUGGGCCGGCGACAUCAGGACAUUCGGACGCCAGCUCAUCCCGGAGGAGACCAAGAAGUCGUUCGAGGACCCGGACGUGUACCUCAGGUACAGGAAGGAGCUGGAGAGCCGGUACUGGCGGCGCUUCGAGUCCUUCAUACGCGGCAGCGAGAGCAACGUCGAGAUGCGCGAGAAGUUCAUCGACGCCAUGCGCACGCGGCUGGCCAAGAAGCCGGAGCUGCUCGAGCACAUGGUGCCCGACUUCUCACCCAACUGCCGCCGCCUCACCCCCGGCCCGGGAUACCUGGAGGCCAUCACGGAGGACAACGUCGACUUCAUCACCACCGGCAUCAAGCGCUUCACCGAGACCGGCAUCGAGACCGUGGACGGCAAGCACCGCGAGGUCGACGCCAUCUUCUGCGCCACGGGCGCCAACCGGGACAUGGCACCGCAGUUCCCCAUCGUCGGCCGCGACGGCCAGACCCUGAGCGACACCUGGGACCCGGACGGCCAGUACGGGUUCCCCUACAGCUACAUGGGCAUCGCCACCCCGGGCUUCCCCAACCUGCUCUUCCUCCAGGGCCCUCACGGCAGCGGCCCCUCGGGCACGGUCCCGCACAGCGCCGAGACCCAGAUCACCCAGCUGGCCAAGAUCCUGCGCAAGGUGUCGGCCGAGGGCAUAAAGUCGCUCGAGCCGACCGUCAAGGCCACGCGCGACUUCGUCCAGUACUCGGACGCCUUCUUCGCCCGCACCGUCCUCUCCGACAACUGCCGAUCGUGGUACAACGGUGGCAGGUCUGGGGCGCGCAUCCACGGCCUCUGGCCCGGUAGCGCGGCGCACAUCACCACAGUGCGACGCUCGCCGCGGUGGGAGGACUGGAGCUACGAAUACCUGGAUGAGUCGGGCAACAGCCUGCUGUGGUAUCUUGGUAACGGGAGAUCCCACUACGAUGCGGACCCGGAGUCGGACGUCACCACAUAUCUGACCAGGCCCGAUGAGGUCAAUCUCCAAGACUUGCACGAGCGUUGGUGGCGUUUGCCGUGA